Varanus komodoensis (Komodo dragon) is the source of this 1068-nucleotide messenger RNA. It is a transcript of the gene MYOZ1, whose product is annotated as myozenin 1. Gene Ontology annotation, cellular component: actin cytoskeleton; Z disc. Bases 1 to 951 code for a protein of 316 amino acids. The record is from RefSeq and is a predicted model, not a curated record. The transcript has 5 exons. Lineage: Eukaryota; Metazoa; Chordata; Lepidosauria; Squamata; Varanidae. Gene Ontology annotation, molecular function: actin binding; telethonin binding; FATZ binding.
AUGCCUCUCGCGGGAACCCCGGGCCCCAUCAAGAAGAGGAAGCCCACUCAGAUCAUUUUGGAACUGACUCAAGAAGCCAUGCCGCAAGAAGGCUCCAAGCUGAACCUGGGGAAGAAGAUCAGCAUCCCCAGGGACGUCAUGCUGGAAGAGCUCUCCCUCCUCACCAACCGGGGCUCCAAGAUGUUCAAGCUGCGCCAGAUGCGGGUGGAGAAGUUCAUAUAUGAGAACAACCCGGAUAUUUUCACCGACAGUUCUGUGGAUAAUUUUCAGAGGUUCAUCCCAUCGGUUGGAGGACACUAUGGAGUUGAUUCGUACGGUUACUCACGCAGCGGUGCGAGGAUGGUGAGCGGAGUUGCGGCCGGACCGUAUGGGUCGCACAAGCUGCAGCAUCCUCCCGCUCCUCCUCCCAAGCCUGGGAGCAAAGGUGGGGCUGGUGGAGCCGGUGGAGCUGGAGCUGGAGCUGGAGCUGGAGUUGGAGCGGGCCACACCGAGGGAUCUGCCAGUCCUGGGGGCAGAGUGGAUGGUGGAGGAAGCGACGGCACUGGCGGGAAAGGCGAUAGCAAAGGUGGGAGUGGGAAGCACGUCUCCAUUUUCAAGACCUAUAUCUCUCCCUGGGAAAGAGCUCUGGGCCUCACCCCGCAAGAGAAAAGUGAAUUCAAACUUGACCUCUUGUCUUACGGCACCAGACCAGAACUCUGUCAUUACAAAUCUUUUAACAGGACUGCAGUGCCUUACGGGGGAUAUGAGAAAGCAGCCAAGCUGAUGACCUUCCAGAUGCCCGAGUUUGACGCCGGCCCUUUGCUACCUGAGCCGCUCAUUGUGUUCAGUCAAGAAAUCACCAACAGACCCUCUUUCAACAGGACCCCAGUGCCCUGGCAGGGGUCAGGCGAACCCAACGAGUACAGCAUCGAGGUGAACGUGCCACUGGCGGGCGAAACAGAAGAACUGUAGAGCCGCCCCCUCCUCCUCUCCCGUCUGCCCAGCCGCAGGUCUCUGAUCGGGAGCUGCGCAUGCGGAGUCCUUCCCUUCGCCCUUACUUAGAACAGCCCAGUUCACGCUAGAGUCUGA